This is a messenger RNA of Lynx canadensis (Canada lynx), 1936 nucleotides long. RefSeq lists its product as uncharacterized. Bases 72 to 1334 code for a protein of 420 amino acids. The record is from RefSeq and is a predicted model, not a curated record. The transcript is spliced from 9 exons. Lineage: Eukaryota; Metazoa; Chordata; Mammalia; Carnivora; Felidae.
GUCUGCCAGUCUAGCCCUUGCAUAAAAGGCCAGGUCACCUGUGUCCUGCUUCCUCCCCUCCAGCCUGGAUCAUGCUCCAGCUCGUCACCAGUCUGGCGCUCUUGGGAGCGCUGGCCACCCCAGCCGGGACCUCCAAGACGUGUCCAGUCUGCUCUUUGCUGGGAAACUGCACUGAGAUGACCUGUCCUCCCACCAAGGAAGCCUGCGUGUUUGGCCAGAUGCAGCUGGAAAAUGGGACCCUCAUCAGGAACGGGUCGUGUGUAGUCUCGGAAUGCCGAGAAGGUGUCUACACCCUGACCUACGGCCCCCACUCGAGCCUCUGGGUCAGCACAGACUGCUGUGUAAACGGCUGCGGCAGGGCCGCCCGACAAGAGGCAGGGUCCGAAGCCCAGCUCAACGGAGUGCAAUGUCCCUACUGUUCUGGGGACAAGUCAGCCUCCUGUGACUCCCUUUCGGUCAUGAACUGCACAGGGGACCAGACUAUGUGUCUCACCCUCAACGGGACAUGGAAUGGAGGGGGUCCCCAAAUCCUGAAGGGCUGUGCUACCCCAAAUGUCUGCCACCUGCAAGUGAACACCACCCUGGGCCCAGAAGCGUCUGGAUUUCGUCUCGUCAGCCAGCCUGAAUGCAACUAUGUGGUUACACCCACCGUGCCAGGUCCCCCUGCAAACACGUCUCUGACCGCGGAUAGGGUCACUGUCUGUGUCACCUGCUCAGGACUCAAUCGUUGUGACCCUGUCUUCUGCCCAGCAGAUCGGAACUACUGCCUUCAGACAGCAGGCAUCCUAGCCUUAGGGAAAGGUGACUCUGUCGUCUGGAGAAGCGGCUCCUGUGUGGCCCUCAGGGACUGCCUAUUUGGCACCUCUGUCUCUGCCUUCACCUCCAGCGUGGACUUUGGCUUCCAGAUCAACUCCACCUGUUGCCAAGGCAACUGCCAAGCACUCACUCCUCCCGAAGGGGUGCCAGACUCACACCCCCUGAGCGGGUUCCUGUGUCCUACAUGUCCUAACGGCCACCCGGGGCCCUGCAAUUCCUCCUUCUACGUGCAGUGUCCCGUCGGGGAGACUGAAUGUGUCCAGCUGGACCUGCUGUCUAUAGAAGGCAGCCAGAACGUGACCCUGCGCGGCUGCGGCUCCCAAAACCUGUGCGGGGUCUCCGCCGCCACCGCCAAGGCGCUGCUGAAGUUCCCCGGCCACCGGCUGGCCCACCAGCCCCACUGCAGCACCACCCGGCGUGCCAUCCUGGAAUCCGAGUGCGCCUCUGGCGCGCCGCCUGGCCUCCGCCUCGCCCGGUCCGUGCUGCUGGUGGCCCUGGGCUUCCUGGCCCUCUCCUGAGCAGUCCCGCCUCCACCCUAACCCUCCACCACCCUCGCCCCGCAGCCACUCAACCCCCCUUGCUUCCCACCUCGCUAGAGGGCGCCCUGGCUCCCCUCCCCUUCCACGUUUCUAGGCCUGGAAGCUUCUGGUGAGAAAAGUCAGAAGGACUGAGCCUCCUCCCUCAGACUAAGGGCUUCCCCAAGGCAAGUCCUCUUUCUUAACACCAGGGUCCCAAAGGAAGUAGCUCCUCCCUCCUACUAGGCUGUACUUCUCAGACCUCAGACUAGAGACGCCUCUGCGGACACACAAUCUUCACAUGGGGGGGGGGGGUGUGUGUGCAAAGACUAAGCCUCUUUCCUCAAACUAGGGGGUCUCCAACACCUGGCCAUUCCCUUAGACUAGGGCUGUGUCUGUUUUCCUGAACAUUGGGAAACAGCCCCUUCUGUCUUCCUCUUUAGGGUUUAGCAAAGUCCUGGGCAGCCAAGAUGGGGCUUAAGGAGCAAAUACACCCCCUUCCCAGGCUUGUAGAGCAGCCCAUUCUAUCCCCACCAGGGGCCCUCUUCUAUCUGGGUUCAGCCUCCCCUCUGUAACCAAAUCUGAAUGAACCGCAUCCCACAAUA